Molecule: messenger RNA, 198 nt
Organism: Suillus discolor
Lineage: Eukaryota; Fungi; Basidiomycota; Agaricomycetes; Boletales; Suillaceae
Product: Tubulin/FtsZ
Exons: 1
Biological process (GO): mitotic cell cycle; microtubule cytoskeleton organization; nuclear migration by microtubule mediated pushing forces
Cellular component (GO): cytoplasm; microtubule; nucleus
Molecular function (GO): GTP binding; structural constituent of cytoskeleton
Source: RefSeq, a predicted model, not a curated record
UCGUUGAACGUUGACUUGAACGAGUUCCAGACCAACCUUGUUCCUUUCCCGCGCAUUCAUUUCCCUCUUGUCACCUUUGUGCCCAUCAUUUCAGCGGGGAAGGCACACCAUGAGCAGAACUCUGUUGCUGAUAUGACCUUCUCAUGCUUUGAAACGGGUAGCCAGAUGGUCAAGUGUGAUCCCAGGGAGGGCAAAUAG